CCGUAGCUUUCUGACGUUCUUCAUUUGGACUGUUGGUUCUGUUACCUGCUGUUCAGUGUUGUAUCUCCUCUUGUCUGCAGGGAUGCCUGAAAGUCAAAGGAAAAGCAGCGAAAGCCACAGCGGCAGCAGUAGCAGUUCCAGCACUGGCAGUUCCGUUGCUUGCUUUGGACAGUAUCAAUAUACAGCAAAUGAAUACCAGGCUAUCCAGGAUGCUCUGCGUCAGAAACUGGGUCCAGAAUAUAUCAGCAGUCGACAAGCUGGAGGAGGACAGAAGGUCUGCUACAUUGAGGGUCACAAGGUGAUCAGUCUGGCCAAUGAAAUGUUUGGCUUCAAUGGCUGGGCUCAUUCUGUCACUCAGCAGAAUGUCGAUUUUGUUGAUCUCAACAAUGGCAGGUUCUACGUGGGGGUCUGUGCAUUUGUGAAAGUUCAGCUUAAGGAUGGGUCAUACCACGAAGAUGUGGGGUAUGGAGUGAGUGAAGGUCUAAAAUCUAAGGCCUUGUCCUUAGAAAAGGCAAGGAAGGAGGCAGUAACAGAUGGACUGAAGAGGGCGCUCAAGUGCUUUGGGAAUGCUCUUGGGAACUGCAUCCUAGACAAAGACUACCUACGAGCUGUGAAUAAGCUUCCACGCCAGAUGCCAGCUGAGUUGGAUUUGGUCAAGGCUAAAAGACAGGACUACGAGCCUGAAAUAGAGAGAGCAAGAUACAAUAGCUGUUUGGAAAGGCAGAGCACAGGAUGGAGACAACAGGAUGAGACAGCAUCUUCUUGUAAACCUGGUCAGAUGGAGGCAUCCACAGGUGCUGAAGAUCAAAAGCAGCCAAGUUGUUCCAGAACUACAGACGCCCCAGCUGUGGAGUGUGAUGCUACUUACCAGCGGAAAUUGCGACAAAAGCAGCUGCAGCAGCAGUUCCGGGAACAGAUGGAGAAAAAGCAGCAGGUUCUCUUAGUUCCAGACAGCAAACAGGCAACAUCCGAUCCUCCUGUAAAGCACAGCACUCCAACAACAGCACCACAGGAACUAGCAAUAGAAGAAGAAUUCUUCGCAGAUGACCCCGAACUUUGGGAUAUUUCCUUGGAGAGCGCUGACCUGAAGACAGUGGGCCACAAAAUGGCAGGCCAGUCAGCUGGAUGCCAGGCUCCCGAAACGCCCCUCGGGCAUCACCACAUGACUACACGUAACAGGACGCCUCAGAGAGCCAAUUAUCACAGGGCUGCCGCAAGGCUCGCCCAACUGCAGCCAUCUACUAACCUCGUGAGCCGGAGCCACUGUGCCAGCUGGCCUGAUUUAGAGUUCCUGGUGCACCCCCUUUUCCUCUCUCCCGAGAGAAGAACAGCAGCGGACGAGAAGCCGGACUGUGGGCAGGGGGGUGCGAGGGCGGCUUUCCCAGACCCAAAGGAAGCAGAGAGCUCCUGCAAGGUAGCACCUCCCUCCGUUUCAAACCGGGACACCUGCCCCGUUUUUGACCCCAGAUUUAAGCACAUUUCACUGCUCUUCGGUAACUUCACAAGCGUCAGCCACGCCAGCACCCGUACUACUACGCCUCACGUUAUCCUCCGCCUUCUUCCCUUACACAUUUAG
Molecule: messenger RNA, 1576 nt
Organism: Tinamus guttatus (white-throated tinamou)
Lineage: Eukaryota; Metazoa; Chordata; Aves; Tinamiformes; Tinamidae
Source: RefSeq, a predicted model, not a curated record